Pedinophyceae sp. YPF-701 is the source of this 774-nucleotide messenger RNA. Lineage: Eukaryota; Viridiplantae; Chlorophyta; Pedinophyceae. The record is from the annotation of a GenBank genome assembly.
AUGCAAGCUUUCGUUGCGCAGGCCUCGUCGCUGGGGGACGCUGCGUCCCUCGUGAGACUCGCGACGGACGCGACCUCGCACCCAGAUGUGUUCGGAUUUGGCGAGCUCUUGGACGUGCCUCGCGUGCGACAGCUAGCUACCUCGGCCGAAGCUCAGCCCGCGCUGCGCCUCCUGGAGCUCUUCGCGUACGGAACGCUGGCGGACUACCGCGCAGGCAAAGGUCUGCCGCCGCUGUCAGAUGCGCAACUCCUGAAGCUGCGGCAGCUCACGCUAGCGUCCGUCGCGAGAGGCCAGCACACCUUGGACUACCAGUCUCUCCUUGCGGCGCUGGAGCUCGCGUCAGUGGAGGAUCUUGAGCGGUUUCUGAUCAGUGAAUGUAUAUACAAGGGCGUCGUGCGCGGCUUCAUGGACAACCGGCAGGGCAGGUUCCAGGUGACGUCGUGUGUGGGGCGAGACGUGCGUGCGGCCGACAUUCCCAACAUGAUCGAGUCCAUGGAGCGGUGGAUGCACACGAUCACGCGAGUGAUCGAGAACAUCGACACCAGCGCGGCCGCCGCGGACUCGCAGUGCUCGGCCGCGGCGGCACGGGCCAACGACAUGGCGGCGAAGCGGGAGGCGGCGCUGAAGGAGGUGGCCAAGGAGGCGUGUCGGAUCUCCGCGGAGAUGAAGGGGGAGGCGGGGGGUCUGUUUGGUGGGGAAGUCGGACCAGGGGCGGACACGCGCGGCGCGAACCGGCAGGCCUCCAAGAGGCACAGGGGCGGCGAGCGGAGGUGA